AUGAAUAAUAAAAAGAAACGAAGUGGAGCAAUAAAUCGAAGUAUCAAGAAAAAAAAAGCAAAUGAAGACGUACAAUUGUCAAAACAAAUGAAAGACUGGUUUUCUAAAGGUUCUGUUUCAGAUGAAAAAUCGUGCUCCGGUUUUCUUCAUUUAUUACAAAUGAUUCACGAUUAUAAGCUUAAAGAAUCGUAUCCAAAUAUUGAAAUUGCUAUAAGGAUUUUUCUCUCAAAGCUCAUUACAACAGCUUCAUGUGAAAGGAGUUUCAGUAAACUUAAAUUGAUAAAAACAUACUUAAGAUCAACAAUGGCUCAAGAGAGAUUAUCAAGCAUGGCCAUACUUUCAAUAGAAACAGAAAUCGCUAGUAAAUUGGAUUACGAAGAAGUUAUUGACAAAUUUGCCGACACAAAAGCAAGGAAAAUAUCGUUAUAAAUA
Molecule: messenger RNA, 432 nt
Organism: Acyrthosiphon pisum (pea aphid)
Lineage: Eukaryota; Metazoa; Arthropoda; Insecta; Hemiptera; Aphididae
Exons: 2
Coding region: 1-429 (142 amino acids)
Molecular function (GO): protein dimerization activity
Source: RefSeq, a predicted model, not a curated record